AUGGAGGUCAGCCCCAGCUAUCAUGGUUACAUAGAGACUAACACAGAUGCUCUGCUCUUGGCGCAGGCGAUACUGGACGGAAAGUUAAAACCUGUUUCGCGCAGGCCUUACGAGAUUGAGAGGCCGCAGCUGAUAAUAUCAGGCAAUGUAUUCGUUUUCAUCGAGGAAAAAUCAGGCAUCAAACGGUGGACAGAUGGGGUAUCAUGGUCGCCGUCACGGAUCAUGGGUAAAUUUUUGGUAUACAGGGAGCUGGACAAGCAAAACAGCUCGCUCCUGCAAGGACACGCGGGCCAAUCCGGCAGGCGGAAGAACUCAGAUGUGGCCGAGCCCUUGCAGGAAGACCAGAGAAACCCCGUCUCAAAAGCUUUAGUUGGGUCGCUGAACAGCUCCUAUGCGUUCAAGCCGGGCGGCCUAGUGAAAAAAACAAUGUCACUGAAGUUGAAACGGGCUUCACAUGUGGAAACAAUACAUAUUAUCUCCUACUACACUGCAGAGGAUGUGGAGUCUGGAAAACUGCUGAAGCCCUCUGGCACGCCGUUCUUCAAACAACUACAGCCCUGCAGAGAACUGAUUCUCGCUCUAGACAGCUCCUCCGUGGGCAAUUCCAGAAAUGCCAGCAGCAAUAUGGGGUCGAGUAACCAGGUUGUAAAUGUGAGCAACGUGCCCGUUCUGCCUCUCUGCACUCAGCUCCCGGGCGCCGCUGUAUCCUCCUACAUUAACCCACCGAUCGUCCAGCCUAUAGUCAACCAGUCUGGGUACCAGGGCCUGGGCCAAUUGACCACUCAUCACCAUCAUCAGCAUCACCACCACCACCACCAGCAGCUUUCGCAAGCGUCGUUACAAGGUCAAGCGCAUAAUCCAUUCUACAGUCAUAAUUACUACCCGGGCUCAUCGCAACAUAAUCCUAACGCGCCAUUGUACCAUAGUUAUAGUUACUAUACCCAAAAUAACCCCAAUAUGCAUUUAUCUCCAGAUCACCAGCAUUUAUCCCUAAACAAGCCACACGACCACCAGCACCAGCAACAGCCACAGCAGCCACAGGAGCAAGUGGCGCAGAGACGGCCGCACACGGGCUCCGCCGCAUCUGCCACAGACAUCUCCCAGCUCGCGAAUGCAUCUGUGGCCAGCGCGCCCUCCUCGCUCAGCGCCACCUCCUCGCCGCCGCACGGCCAGUUUGCCGCCCUCCCCCUCCCGGGCUCGCUCUUCGCAGCAGACCAGCAGAAGCAGACCGGCAUCCAGCUGCCCCUGCCCUUCCCGCAGGGCUCCUCUGCAUCGGCGCCCCCCUCUGCAUCGGCCUUACGACAGCCGCCACCACAACAGCAUGCUCCCAUAUGUCCCAAGGGCACGGCCGCCGGCUACGCCCCCUACCCUGGCUACAAUAUGCAGCAGUAUGUCCAGACGCCACCCAUCUACCCGGUCUCGCGCUACGGCAUCAGCUCCGCCGCCCAGCUGUCUUUUGCCCCGCACAUGGUGUCCCCCUCCGCCCAGAUCAGCCCGUUGCCGCAGCAGGUCUACGCCUACCCGCUACAGCAUGAAAACCCGCCUUCCAGGGGUAGCGCUUCUGGAACGCACACAACCGUCAACGCAGACACACUUCUCAACUUCACCGGACGCAAAACGAUGCAUGGAAAGGAACGGAAAUGA
Molecule: messenger RNA, 1644 nt
Organism: Eremothecium gossypii ATCC 10895
Lineage: Eukaryota; Fungi; Ascomycota; Saccharomycetes; Saccharomycetales; Saccharomycetaceae
Gene: MIT1
Product: Mit1p
Exons: 1
Coding region: 1-1644 (547 amino acids)
Molecular function (GO): DNA binding
Source: RefSeq, marked provisional